Myotis daubentonii (Daubenton's bat) is the source of this 1446-nucleotide messenger RNA. It is a transcript of the gene G6PC3, whose product is annotated as glucose-6-phosphatase catalytic subunit 3. Gene Ontology annotation, biological process: gluconeogenesis; glucose 6-phosphate metabolic process. NCBI's taxonomy places the organism in Eukaryota, Metazoa, Chordata, Mammalia, Chiroptera, Vespertilionidae. Gene Ontology annotation, cellular component: membrane. The record is from RefSeq and is a predicted model, not a curated record. Gene Ontology annotation, molecular function: glucose-6-phosphatase activity.
CCACGUGCGGGUAACAGCGGCCACGUGGGGCUCUGCGGAAACGCCUUCGCAGAGAUUUGUCCCCUGCGCCGCCCAGUAGAAAGGAAAGCCGAAGACGACGGCCGGAGGAAACGCUCCAGGUCGCCAUGGAGUCCGUGCUGACCGCGGGCAUCGCGAUGGCGGAGGCGCUACAGAACCAGCUGCCCUGGCUGGAGAAAGUGUGGCUUUGGGUGACGUUUCUGGGCGACCCCAAGAGCCUCUUCCUCUUCUUCUUCCCCGCGGCCUACUACGCCUCUCGCCGCGUGGGCGUCGCCGUGCUCUGGAUCAGCCUCAUCACCGAGUGGCUCAACCUCGUCUGCAAGUGGUUCCUUUUUGGAGACAGGCCAUUUUGGUGGGUCCAUGAGUCUGGGUAUUACCGCCAGGCCCCAGCCCAGGUUCACCAGUUCCCCUCUUCUUGUGAAACUGGUCCAGGCAGCCCUUCUGGACACUGCAUGAUCACAGGAGCAGCCCUCUGGCCCAUAAUGACAGCCAUCUCUUCCCAGGUGGCCACUCGGGCCCACAGCCGCUGGGUGAAGGUGAUGCCGAGCCUGGCUUACUGCACCUUCCUACUGGCUAUCGGUCUGUCCCGAAUCUUCGUCUUAGCACAUUUCCCUCACCAGGUGUUGGCUGGCCUGAUAACUGGUGCGGUCCUGGGCUGGCUGAUGACCCCCCGGGUGCCCGCACAGCGGGAGCUAAGCUUCUACGGGUUGACUUCUCUGGGCCUCUUGCUGGGUGCCAGCCUCAUCUAUUGGAUCCUCUUUACACUGGGCCUGGAUCUUUCAUGGUCCAUCAGCCUAGCCUCCAAGUGGUGUGAGCGGCCUGAGUGGGUGCACAUGGACAGCCGGCCCUUUGCCUCUCUGAGCCGUGAUUCAGGGGCCGCCCUGGGUCUGGGCAUCGCUCUCCACUCUCCCUGCUAUGCCCCAGUGCGGCGAGCACACCUGGGAAACGGACAGAAGAUGGCCUGCCUUCUGUUGGCCAUGGGGCUGCUGGGACCCCUGAAUUGGCUGGGCUCCCCACCUCAGAUCAGCCUUUUCUACAUCUUCAAUUUCCUCAAAUACACCCUCUGGCCGUGCCUGGUCCUGGCCCUUGUGCCCUGGGUGGUGCUCACAUUCAGUGCCCAGGAAGCACCGCCCAUCCGCUCCUCCUGACUUCAGGUGCCUCCGUCAAAGCCAACACUCCGUGACCUCCUCACUCCAGGAGGCAGCCCCAUCCUCUUCCAGCCCCGCAAAGGCCCUGCCCAUUUGAAUUUCCCACUUCUCCCACCACCUGGCUUAGCGCCAAAGAAGGGCCUUCCCUUUCCCAGAAAGGCUAGCCCUCCUCCUGCCCUCCUUUCCAAGUCCCCAAAAAGCAAAGGCAAGAGCAAGACCAGUGGGUUCCUGCAACACUGUGAGGGGCUCAGAGUGGCCCCAAUAAAGCCCUUAAACACUU